AUGAAGACGGUUCGCCAACAUAUCAUUAUCCUCUGAAGAAACUCCAUCUCUUUUCUUUCUAUCGACAAAAUCCAAACUUUCAUUACGAGAUUGUAGAAUAAUUAGGGGAGCAAGCAAGAAGCAAUCAAGAUCCCUCAAAAUCUCCGUCGUCUUCUUUCUCCAGAUUCCCCCUCUUAUACAGGUAAGAAGUUGAAUUGAGUGGAUUAGAUUCAAUAUGAGACCUGCACUCGCCUUCUAAUGUCAUUGUUUCGGAUCUUCAUCAAUCAGGACGACGACGACGACGAUAUGGCUACUUCGAAGAAAGUGAUCACGCGUGAAGAGUGGGAGAAGAAGCUAAACGCUGUCAAGCUUAGGAAACAAGACAUGAACACUCUCGUCAUGAACUUUCUUGUCACCGAGGGUUACGUUGACGCUGCUGCCAAGUUCCAAACGGAGUCUGCCACCAAACCAGAGAUCGAUCUCGCCACCAUCACUGAUCGAAUGGCUGUUAAAAAGGCUGUUCAAAACGGUCACGUCGAGGAUGCUAUUGAAAAAGUUAAUGACUUGAAUCCUGAGAUACUCGACACAAAUCCGGAGCUCUUCUUUCAUCUUCAGCAGCAAAGGUUGAUUGAACUUAUUCGACAAGGGAAGACUGAAGAAGCCUUGGAGUUUGCUCAGGAGGAACUUGCUCCACGUGGCGAAGAAAACCAAGCGUUUCUCCAAGAACUGGAAAAAACUGUAGCGCUGCUUGUUUUUGAAGAUGCCUCUAACUCUCCUGUUAAAGAUCUUCUUGACAUCUCCCACCGUCUUAAGACAGCAAGUGAAGUGAAUGCAGCUAUUCUCACUAGCCAGAGUCAUGAAAAAGUAAAUGGUUGAUGUUUGUGAACAAACAGAUCCGAAACUUCCAAGCUUGUUGAAGAUGCUGAUUUGGGCUCAGAACCAGCUGGAUGAGAAAGCAGUGUAUCCGCACAUCAAUGAUUUGUCUACUGGCCAGCUCCAAGACCCGCCAGAAUAAUACUUCGUUCAGCAAGUGGAAAAAAACUGCUAAAGGGAACAAUCAAUGAUGCCCUUCUCUCCCGUUUCAAUCUCUAUCAAUAAGUCAAGAUUCAUUAUGUUUUAGCGAAUGCUCUCUGCUUUCCCUUUUUCUUCUUGUUGGACCUUGAAUUGUUUAGGAUAUGUAUGUAGAAGGGAACAUAAAGCUGUUUUGUAGGCAAUGAAUUACUCUCUAGUCAAAAUGUUGUGAUUGUCAACAUAUCCCAUGACUCAUUGCAUGGUGUGCCCAUUUGAUUUGAAUGAAGUUAUUUGACCUUUC
This is a messenger RNA of Brassica napus (rape), 1291 nucleotides long. Its product is annotated as protein GID8 homolog. The record is from RefSeq and is a predicted model, not a curated record. Gene Ontology annotation, molecular function: protein binding. Lineage: Eukaryota; Viridiplantae; Streptophyta; Magnoliopsida; Brassicales; Brassicaceae. The coding region runs from base 238 to 855 and encodes 205 amino acids. The transcript is spliced from 7 exons. Gene Ontology annotation, biological process: proteasome-mediated ubiquitin-dependent protein catabolic process. Gene Ontology annotation, cellular component: cytoplasm; nucleus.